Messenger RNA from Electrophorus electricus (electric eel), 2024 nucleotides. It is a transcript of the gene etfbkmt, whose product is annotated as electron transfer flavoprotein subunit beta lysine methyltransferase. Lineage: Eukaryota; Metazoa; Chordata; Actinopteri; Gymnotiformes; Gymnotidae. Gene Ontology annotation, biological process: peptidyl-lysine trimethylation. Gene Ontology annotation, molecular function: protein-lysine N-methyltransferase activity. Gene Ontology annotation, cellular component: mitochondrial matrix. The record is from RefSeq and is a predicted model, not a curated record.
UAUCAUGUGGCGAAAAGAUUUUCACUUGACGCUCUUAGCUGGUCGAAAUAAUAAAACUGAUAUUUGUUGAUCGACGGCUGUUGCGUUGAGUUGAACGUCUCGUGUCUUUUGCUUAUUCUAUGGUGACGUGACUUAAGAUAGCUUCUGAUAUGAAACGAAUAUUAUUUAUGGCCUUGCACAUCAAGAAUCCAAUUCUGAGAAAAGUGUUUAGUUUUCGCCAAUAUAUAACGCUACACAACUGUAAAUUAAAGCAGGAUGUAAGGCGUUUUAUUGAAGAAAAUACGGAAAUAGUCAAAGGUAAUAGUUUAACACCAGAGAUCUCAUUAAGACUUUUUACAACGAAAUGCCGUUUUUGGACCGAGAAGCCAGAAUUGUGGCCUUUCCCUGAGCCGUUUUGGGCUAUAUAUUGGCCCGGGGGACAAGCAUUAUCCAGGUAUCUCCUAAACAACCCAGAAGUAUCAGGAGGCCGAAGAGUAUUAGAUCUUGGAUGUGGCUGUGGAGCCUCUGCUAUUGCUGCCAAACUCACUGGGGCUAUGCAUGUAGUGGCCAAUGACAUAGAUCCAAUUGCUACAAGUGCCACACAGAUAAACUGUGAACUGAAUGGAUUAGAUCCCUUGCCUUGUGUGACAGAGAACAUGAUUGGAUCAGAACCGGAGAAGUGGGACCUCAUCCUGUUGGGAGACAUGUUCUAUGAUGAAUCUCUUGCAGACAGCCUACAUAACUGGCUCCAGACGUGUAUUAAGAUCCAUGGAACACAGAUCCUCAUUGGAGACCCAGGACGAGCUCAGUUUGAGAACCAUAACAUCAAAACACUGCUGCAUAAACAGGCAGAGUUUGAGUUACCCAACUCAGUCAAAGAGGAAAAUUAUGGACUGACAAGUAGCACAGUCUGGCAUUACUUACCUUUCUAAGGUUAUUACACACAAAAGCACUGUUGAUGUGUCAUCAAUAUUUACUAUUAUUUAUUUAAUAUACACAUUAAACCCUGAAUAUUAAUGCUAUGAACAUUGUUUAUGGCAAAUGAAUUUAGGAAAAGACAAAGUAUUUAUAAUUUGUACCUUCAUAACAUGUAGUUAUGUUCCUUUAAAAAAAAAAAAAAAAACACUUAUUGGCAUCCCUGAAUGUGUUACUUUGUGCAUUUUCUCUUUGAAAAAAUGAUAGCACAGUUAACCCAUAAUGAGAGAAUACAUGGCAUAUGAAGAUCAUUUGCAUCAUCUGCAUGUUCAAGGAUAAACUGCUUUUCAUGUAGACUUGAAGAAUGUAAUAAAUCUCCAAACCAAAACUUUAUUUUAAGGCUAUACACAAAUAAGACACCUAUGAACUGAGGUGGAAGAGACAAGUAACCAUACAUAGCAUCGUCAUUUGCCUAUAUUAAGGUGCAGCAAAUAGUGAUGUGUCUUUAGUGUUUAAUUGCCCUUACAUUUUGCCGAACGGCAAGUGAACCAAAACUAGGACUUGCCAUAUUUAAUCAAUUUAAAAAUGUAUAUCCAGAUCUCCUUGAGAUUCCUCAGACUCUUUAUUUCAUAUUUGUGAACUCAAGUCCCAGCAGUCAAAUAAACAUGUCCCUUAGUUUGAUUAUUCACAUUUUACUGUCCAGCAGUAAAAUUAACACCAGCUAACUGAACUAGCAAUGUAGUUCAGUCAUGUAAAUGUUAAAAACAAUUGUCAACUUUUCAUUUUCAUUAAACAAGUCAAAAACAAAACAGCCAUAAUAGUAUUUUAUCUCCUAUUCCUGUUAAUGUUUUUAAUGUGGCAAGUGGUAGAUAAUACCAUAAAUAAUGAAAUGACAAACUGAACACUACAACUGCUUCUAUUGUAAUAGUUGUCUAGUGCUGUGUUGCACUUGUCAGUUUACUUUUACAUGGCCAUUAGCUAGUUCUUUUCAUCGUCGCCCCUGAAAUUAAUUCCUUGUCAUUCUAGUCUGUCACCCCAUAUAGGCUUUCAGUGAGGGGAUAGGAAUGAGCACUUUUCUGUGGAUCUGGAGGUAUACUUUAUAUAUUUAUUCAUACUUUACAUUUAGAUUU